Molecule: messenger RNA, 1644 nt
Organism: Boeremia exigua
Lineage: Eukaryota; Fungi; Ascomycota; Dothideomycetes; Pleosporales; Didymellaceae
Product: uracil permease
Exons: 5
Coding region: 1-1644 (547 amino acids)
Biological process (GO): transmembrane transport; nucleobase transport
Cellular component (GO): plasma membrane
Molecular function (GO): nucleobase transmembrane transporter activity
Source: RefSeq, a predicted model, not a curated record
AUGUUGGGCAUUGAGCGUCCGCACUUCUCGCUGAGGGUCGAGCAGCCGCUGUCGACGUUCGCUGAGGGGAAUGCGCGGUGGACGAAUAAGGACUUGGAUCCAGUGCCAAAGCAUAACCGCAAAUGGGGGGUUACGAGUUUCCUGGCGUACUGGAUCUCGGAUGCGUUCAACGCGGCGACAUGGCAGUUCGCCUCGAGCAUCAUCGCAAUCGGCCUCACCUGGCGCGAGUCCAUCGGCAUCGUCGCGCUCGCCUUCUUCAUCAUCUCCUUCGUCAUCGCACUUAACGGCGCCAUCGGCGUGAUCCACCACGCGCCCUUCCCCGUGCUGGCGCGCGCCUCGUGGGGCUUCUGGGGCUCGUACAUUGCGAUUGUGUCGCGCGCGAUCCUGGCGGUUUUCUGGUUCGCGAUCCAGAACAUGAACGGCGCGAAUGCGGUCAAGUGCAUGAUUGCGGCCAUCUGGCCCUCGUUUCUGACGCUGCGCAACGGCAUCCCGGAGUCCCAGGGCAUCGAGACGAACACCAUGGUCAGCUUUUUCUUGUUCUGGCUCGUGUCGCUGCCGUUCUUGUGCAUGCAUCCGAAUAACUUGCGGUGGUUGUUUAUGGCCAAGUCGAUUAUCGUGCCGAUUGCAUGGAUUGCGAUUUUGAUUUGGGCGUUUGUGUCGACGGAUGGCGGCGAGAUGUGGAACCAGAAGGCAACGCUGUCGGGGUCGGCGUACUCCUGGGGCUUUUUGUCGAGUCUGACAAGUGUCAUUGGGAACUAUGCCACACUCUCGGUCAACCAGGCUGAUUUUUCCCGCUACUCGCGCGUCAGCGUCAAGUGGCAGAUCAUCUACGUCCCCUUCUUGCCCAUCGUCUUUACCUUCAUCGCCUUCAUCGGCAUCGCGGCGUCAUCUGCCGGCGCAGUCAAAUACGGCGAGCUGAAUUGGGACCCGAUCGCGCUCAUCUCGCACUGGGAUAACCGCGCGUGCCGCUUCUUCGGCGCCUUCAGCUUCGCACUGGCCGCGCUCGGCGUCAACAUCUCCGCGAACUCGCUGUCCGCGGCAAACGACCUGACCGCGCUGUUCCCGCGCUACGUCAACAUCCGCCGCGGCCAGCUGAUCUGCGCGGUCGUCGCCUGGGCGCUGGUGCCUUGGAAGAUCCUCGCGAGCGCGGGAAGCUUCCUGAACUUCAUGGUCGCGUACGCCAUCUUCCUUGGACCUAUUGCGUCGAUCAUGGUCUUUGAUUACUGGCUCGUUCACGCGCGCAAGUACGACACCCUUGCUCUGUACCAGCCGCACGGUAUCUACGGCUACACAUAUGGCUGCAACUGGCGCGCUAUCGUUGCGUUCCUUGUCGGCGUUGCACCCAACCUGCCGGGGCUGAUCAACAGCAUCAACCCCAGCAUCGAGGUUGGAGUGGGCGCGCGGCCGUAUCAUUUCGGAUGGUUCCUUGGCUUCGUGUCCACGAGCAUUGUGUACGUGGUGCUCAGCAUGUUCGUCGCGCCGCCGCGGCAAACAUUCAUCGACAAGGCUGUCCUGCCAGACGAGAUCUACGACCAGCAGGGCUAUGUGGACGAGGGUCUCUCGGUGGGCGGGAGCGGCAGUGGCGAGGAAGGCGUUGCGGGCGAGAAGGCUGGGUGGAAGGCAAGGCUGACCAAGAUCCUGUAG